AUGCUAACUAAAGAAGAACUCAAGUUAAGAAGCUUCCUCUGUACUCUUUCUCGCGAUUCAGGCUUCGAUCAGCGCGACCAAAGCGGUGAUGCGGCUGUCUCCGAUUUAGAGGACGCUGUUAUCGCCGUCAAGGAUGGUGACGUUGCUGCUGUUAAUAGUAACUUGAGCGCUGCGAUGACGGAUUAUGGAACGUGUAAUAUGGUUUUGAGGAGGCUGUGA
This is a messenger RNA of Eruca vesicaria subsp. sativa (arugula), 219 nucleotides long. The record is from the annotation of a GenBank genome assembly. Lineage: Eukaryota; Viridiplantae; Streptophyta; Magnoliopsida; Brassicales; Brassicaceae.